AUGCAUGCUAUUUCUCCAGAGUCGACAUCAUCAGACGAGGCCAAGCCCUCCAUUCAUAGGCUUCUUUACCAGAAUUCUCUGGAGCUUACCCCGGAUGGUAGAAAUGUACGAUGGACGCGCAAUCACCCCAGACAUCCGCGGAAUUGGUCUGGCUUCCGGAAAGCUUAUGACAUUAUUCUUGUGUGUUUGUUGGAUCUUUUCAUAACAGCAUCUAGUACCGCAGGUUCGGCAGCAGCAGCACAAGCCAAAUAUGAAUAUAAUUUGGAUGAAACACUCUCAACUUUUAUAUUCGUGACAAUAUUUCUCCUCGGCCAGGUCCUGGGUACUAUUCUGUUUCCCCCAUGGUCGGAAUCAUUUGGACGCAAAAAGAUGUAUGUCUUCAGUAGCGGCCUCAGCGCUAUCUGCUGUAUGAUCAUCGGUCUGGUGCAUCCAAUCUCAGCUAUCAUUGUUAUGCGCAUCGUGGCUGGACUACUUUCUGCAAUUCCGUACACUAUCAUCGGUGGUACCAUCGAAGACAUGUUCAAUGCCCACGCCCGGAUAUGGGCCAUGUUCUAUUGGACCAUUGCAUCCAACAUUGGUCUGAUAUUGGGACCGAUCAUGAGCAGCUACAUUAUUGCAGAUCUCGAUUGGCGAUGGAACUUCUACAUCUUCGCCAUCAUCAUCGGUGUUCUCACCGGCGGUCUUUGUCUGAUCCGUGAAUCUCGGCCCUCCUUGCUGCUGGCCCGCGAGGUUGAACAUCUGCGCACUAUCACGGACAUGCAGUCAAUCCCGCCAUCUCUCAACCAUGAUCAUAUUCCAAGUCUGAACGGUUUUGUUAGGGAUUCUCUCAUGCGUCCAGCCCAGUUUUUCUUUCAAGAGCCGAUCAUCUUCACUGUUUCAAUGAUGAUCUCAGUGGUCAUGUCGCUCAUCUACAUAUUCACGGAAUCUCUUCAACCAAUAUUCCAGGCAAUGGGAGUUAGCGAAACCCAUGCCUCCCUAAUUUUUAUCGCAAUCGGUCUGGGAACCAUCCUGAGCACAUUUACUCGAUUCCUCGACUCAUAUAUCUUGAAUCACCUUCGUCGCCAAGGACGUCAAAUCAAACCUGAACACAAGCUCGCUGGGCUUGUCAUCGGUUCUCCCUUUCUGGCUAUUGGCUUAUGGUGGUUUGCCUGGACUAUUCCACAGAAUGUACACACCUCAUGGAUCGUGCCGGCGUUUUCCCUUGUGCUUGUGGGAUAUGGACUCACAGAACUGGAUACCGCGCUGUAUGGGUAUAUCUCGGAUAGUUACCUGAGUUACUCGGCCAGUGCCUCUGCUGCGAUUGCAUUCAUGCGCGCCCUCGUAUCUGGUGUCGUCCCGCUUUUCACUAAGCAAAUGUUCAGUGGUCUGGGCAAUAAUCUUGCGAUGACUGUGCUUGCAGGUGUGGCUACGGUCUUUUGUAUAGUUCCUCCUGUGUUUUUCUUUUAUGGAGAGCGAAUCCGGCAGGCCAGCAAGUUUGCUCGCUAUAGUUGGGAAAUCCAGGAGGAGAUGGGUAAAGACGAGGAUGAUUGGUGA
Molecule: messenger RNA, 1533 nt
Organism: Penicillium antarcticum
Lineage: Eukaryota; Fungi; Ascomycota; Eurotiomycetes; Eurotiales; Aspergillaceae
Exons: 5
Coding region: 1-1533 (510 amino acids)
Biological process (GO): transmembrane transport
Molecular function (GO): transmembrane transporter activity
Source: RefSeq, a predicted model, not a curated record